Camellia sinensis is the source of this 845-nucleotide messenger RNA. The record is from RefSeq and is a predicted model, not a curated record. Lineage: Eukaryota; Viridiplantae; Streptophyta; Magnoliopsida; Ericales; Theaceae.
AUACUGGAAAGGUUACCUUGCAUGGAAAGCUUCAAGAGGGCAGCUACUUGAUUUACGCUUGAGAUUGUAAAAGUUUGCUACAAAUGUGGAUGAUAGCAUGCGUAUUAUAAACAGACUCCUGGUGGCACUUUCUGAUCUAUUGAGUAUGAAAAGCGUCAGUGGCAUUCUUCAUACCUGUGCAACUUUAGAUAUGGCCACAAAACAUUCACAAAAAUGUUGUGAAAAAGUUGUGGAAGCCGGGGCAGUUGACACGUUACUGAAGCUGAUUCGCUCAGUUAGUCGAAGUAUACCUGAUCAAGAGGUUCUAAAACAUGCACUGUCUACUCUAAGAAACCUUGCUCGAUGUUCACAUUUGACUGAAGUGCUGGUUCAUAGUCGUGGAUCUGUAGAAACGAUUCUUUGGGAGUUGCUAAGAAACAAAGAGGAGGGUUAUUUCAUUGCUUCUGAGCUUUUGAGGAAGAUAUCUUUGAAUACGAAAGGUGUUGAAGCUGCACGCAGCUCGCCAACUCUCUUGAAGAGGUUACACAAUCUUGUUGAGGAUCUCACAAGAAAGACAGGCAACGAAAAGAGGAAUGCUAGGGUCAGCUUGCAAGAGAGCAGUUGGAGAGAAGAUUAAGAGAAGCUGUUGAGCUCCUAAAUUUAAUUACAAAUGGAUAAAGCAAAGUUCCAACCCUAUAUUUGGUACAAUGUAUAUUUUUAUAGUCAAGAAAAAGUUCCCUUUGAAUUGAAUUUUUUUGGGGGAUCCCAAUGUAUGUUUGUUUCUGUGGGAAUUUGUGAUUUCAUGAUCCUUGUAACCGUAUUUGUUUCUAGCUAAUAGUAAUGAAGUUUAAGCUGUCUUUUGUGAU